Messenger RNA from Fusarium verticillioides 7600, 300 nucleotides. RefSeq lists its product as hypothetical. The record is from RefSeq and is a predicted model, not a curated record. NCBI's taxonomy places the organism in Eukaryota, Fungi, Ascomycota, Sordariomycetes, Hypocreales, Nectriaceae. The coding region runs from base 1 to 300 and encodes 99 amino acids. The transcript has a single exon.
AUGCAAGCUCGUCACGAUUACAUCACUGCUAUUCUUAACGUCCGCACCGGUGAAGCCGUUGAGAUUGCCCUUGAGGAAUCUCUUGACAUGCUACGUCUCAGCCGAGGCGACAAUCUUGGUGUUCGCUCACAAAUUCCUGCGCUGUAUCUUCGACUUGGAAGGGAUCAGGAAGCUUAUGGUUUCAUCAAGUGGUAUGCUGCCAAAGGUGACUCUAUGUAUAACUGGAGCGACAUGAGCUUGCCGUUCCUUGAUCUCGAAAGUGAAGGUGCAUUUGAGGCUGUUAUUGAGAGACCUCAUUAG